Messenger RNA from Botrytis byssoidea, 1020 nucleotides. RefSeq lists its product as uncharacterized. The coding region runs from base 1 to 1020 and encodes 339 amino acids. The record is from RefSeq and is a predicted model, not a curated record. The transcript has 2 exons. NCBI's taxonomy places the organism in Eukaryota, Fungi, Ascomycota, Leotiomycetes, Helotiales, Sclerotiniaceae.
AUGGCGUCGUCUACCACUCCUACUCCUGCAUCCCAGCCCACUCGUGCUUCUUCCAGACUGGGACCUUGGAUACGACUGAAUGGAAUCUCUUAUUCCCAGUUACCCGAGGCAGGUAUAGGCAUUGUAGCAGCUAGUGGAGCUAUACGACCAUUGAACGGUAGUGAUCAUCCUACUAGGAAUGCGAAGACAUUUAUCGCGGCAGUACUCGAAGAAGCAAUCCCAUUUCUCAACGGAAUGGUCCAGAAUGAACCACCCUGGUCAUUUCUCAAGUCCAAGACGGGCGUUCAGUUGUAUAAGCGCGUCGUCUCCAAGGAAGAACUAGAUUAUUGCAACGGGACACACGAUGAAGCAACAAAGAAAGCAAAUGAGGAAGGGGAGACUUGGUUUGCCAGAAGAAGUAUCCAUGAGAAUAAAGCAGAAGCAAACACAGCUUCUUGGGACGAAUUUACUCUCCAUAUCAAGCAAGAACACUUUGAGAGAGAGAAGGAUUGGUGUCAUUCUGUGCUCGCCAGUAGUAGGAGAGCUAUGUACUGGGAAACGAGCGAUUUUGAGAUCGUGGCUGGUGAAAAGCAAUGGAACAACAUCUCAUUGGAAGUUGUAGAGAUGAUUCAUAAGCCCCCGGUUGUUUCUGAGCGAAAGUUUCCUGAGGUACUGAUUACUGCAUCACUUAACGAACCUGUGCAGAAUGAAUUUUUGGUUAUCUCAAUACCCAUAACCGAUUCAGCCAAUGUCCAGUCACAAACUCCCAGCUUUCAAGAAUCCGGUUUCGCCUCCGCCAAAAAGAAAGGUCAAGUUGUGGGGGCCUACGCAUCGAUUGAACGAUGUUGUCUUCGUCCUAAUCCUAGUGGUGCAGCUGGGGAGAUAGAAUGGAUAAUGGCUACUGCUUCAGAUGCCAAAGGCUGGAUACCUCAAUUGAUACAGAAGCCCAGUAUACCAGGCCAGAUUCAAAAGGAUGUGAGCAUGUACAUGCGUUGGGUCAAAGAUCAGCGGAGAUCAAUACCUGAUGUUCUUCCACAAUAA